Molecule: messenger RNA, 4204 nt
Organism: Acanthochromis polyacanthus (spiny chromis)
Lineage: Eukaryota; Metazoa; Chordata; Actinopteri; Pomacentridae
Product: NACHT, LRR and PYD domains-containing protein 3-like
Exons: 12
Coding region: 209-4069 (1286 amino acids)
Molecular function (GO): protein binding
Source: RefSeq, a predicted model, not a curated record
UGCAACUUGAUGGCAACACCUUUGACCAAUUGCACUUGAAGCACUUUUUGCACUUACUACAGGUUUUUCCUUAUGUCUGAAUUCUUGCUUGUGUUGUACGUCGCUUUGGACCAAAGUGUCUGCAAAAUGAAAUUGUAGAAUUGUAGAAGGAGGUUGUUAGAAGCUGGUAAAGUUGUGAGAUAGUUCUGUCCUCCUUUUCUACUGUCUGAUGUUUCCCUUCUUAUCUUCAGGUAUUGAUCCAGUUACAUUCAUCAGUUUAGCAGGACUUGGUAGAACCAGCUGCUCAGUGGAGUUACAGUGUGAGUCUGCAGGCUGGUAUCCAGAACCUGAGGUGUUGUGGCUGGACGCUGAUGGAAACCUCCUCUCUGCUGGACCUACAGAGUCAGUCAGAGGUCCUGAUGACCUCUAUACUGUCAGCAGCAGAGUGAGUGUGGAGAAGAAACACGGCAACAAGUUCACCUGCAGAGUCCAGCAGAAGAACAUCAACCAGAGCAGAGAGGUUCUGAUACACGUUACAGAUGAUUUCUUUAAGGUCCAGUCCAGUAAAAACUCGACUAUAGUCGGUUUGGCUGUUAGUUUGUCUGCUGCCUUCAUCCUGUUCAUUGUUUUUUUUGUUCGCAAAAGAAGACAAAAGAGAAGAAAGAAGACUUUGGUCAAUCAAAAAGAAGAACAGAUUGGACUACUGGAGAGAAAUCAUUCAGAAACCAACAAUCAGCUCCACCAGGAGAAACAGAAAAUUGAGACCCUGAGGAAUCAGCUGGUAGAGUGGAAGAUAAAUCAUUCAGAAACCCAGUAUCAGCUCAAGGUGGAGAAACAGAGAAAUGAGAACCUGGAGUCUGAGCUGGAAGAGGUAGCCUCGAUGACUUCAGAAGUCCUCAAAAACAUCCUGGAUGAUCUGAAAGAUGAUGAGCUGCAUAAAUUCCAGUCGUUCCUGCAGCACCCCAAUAAUGUUCAAGGCCUCCCAGCCAUCAAAGAGAGCCGACUACAGACACUAGACAGGUGUGACACUGUGGAUGUGAUAGUGGAGAUUUAUGGACUUCAGAGAGCUGUGCAGGUGACCAGGGUGGUUUUAGAGAAGAUCCCCAGGAAUGAUCUGCUGGUGAAGAUUCCUGCCAGCAGCUCAGGACCAGAAGAUCAGACUGUUCCAGUACCAGAACCACGUCCCAUCACAUAUUACCAACAGAAGCUUCGGUCAAACUUCCAGCACACAUUUAAGGUUACAACAGAGGGGUGGGCAGCAGAUAAGCAGCAUCUGGUUGAUAUCUACACAGAGCUGUACAUCACAGCUGGCUGGGACGUGCAUGUCAACACACAACAUGAGGUCCUACAGAUUGACAAGGUGUGGAAGCCAUCAGACACAGAGACACAGAUCCAACCCAGAGACAUUUUGAAGCAUCCUUCUGGAAAAUACAGACCCAUCAGAACAGUGCUGACCAAUGGGAUUGCAGGGAUUGGAAAAACAUUCCUCGUGCGUAAGUUUGUGUUGGACUGGGCCGAAGACAGAACCAAUGAAGACGUGCAUCUUAUUUUCCCGUUCACUUUCCGUGCUCUGAAUUCAUUGCAGGGAAAAGAGCUUGGUUUGGCAGAGCUCAUUCAUUUCUGUAUCCCAGAAACUAAAGACGUCACAGUGGAGGCUCUGAAUUACAUCUUUACAGUUCUGCAGUCAUCAGGAAACAGCAGCUACAAGAAGAGCAGAUUCAAACUGCUGUUCGUGUUUGAUGGACUGGACGAGAAUCGCCUUCAUCUGGACUUUGAUGUCGACAACAUUCCCUCCGUGGAUGUAACAAAGUCAACUAAAAUCGAAGUCCUGCUGAGGGAACUUAUCAGUGGAAAACUGUUGCGCUCAGCUCGCCUCUGGAUAACCACACGACCUGCAGCAGCCAAUCAGAUCCCUCAAAACCUCAUCAACAUCACAACAGAGGUCAGAGGGUUCAUCAACUCACAGAAGGAGGAGUACUUCAGGAAGAGAUUCAGAGAUGAGGAGCAGGCCAGAAGCAUCAUCUCCCACAUGAAGAAGUCACGAAGCCUCCACAUCAUGUGUCACAUCCCAGUGUUCUGCUGGAUCACUGCUACAGUUCUGGAGGAGCUGCUGAAAACCAGAGAGGGAGGAGAUCUGCCCAGAACCCUGACUGAGAUGUAUGCAGAGUUUCUAAGAUUUCAGAUUGAUCACACAAAAGAAAAGUACGGUCCAGAGAAGUGCAUUCAGUUCAUUAAGUCAUUAGCUAAAUUGGCUUUUGAACAGCUGCAGAAGGGCAACCUGAUCUUCUAUGAGAAAGAUCUGAGAGAAAGUGGCAUUGAUGUGAGUGAAGCCACAGUGUACUCAGGAGUGUUCACACAGAUCUUUAAAGAGGAGAGAGGGCUGUACCAGGACAAGGUGUUCUGCUUCGUCCAUCUGAGUGUUCAGGAGUUUCUGGCUGCUCUUCACAUCCAUCAGACCUUCAUCAACUCUGGAAUCAACUUGCUGGAAGAAGAACAACAAACAACCGCCAACAAACCUGAUCCAACAGGUUUCUACCAGAGAGCUGUGGACGAGGCCUUACAGAGUCCAAAUGGACACCUGGACUUGGUCCUGCUCUUCCUCCUGGGUCUGUCCCUGCCGACCAAUCAGAAUCUCCUACCAGGCCUGCUGACACAGACAGGAAGUAGCUCACAGACCAAUCAGAAAACAGUGGAGUACAUCAAGGAGAUGAUCAGUGAGGAUGUGUCUGUAGAGAGAAGCAUCAAUCUGUUCCACUGUCUGAAUGAAUUGAACGAUGUUUCUCUAGUGGAGGAGAUCCAACAGUCCCUCAGAUCAGGACGUCUGUCCACAGAUAAACUGUCUCCUGCUCAGUGGUCAGCUCUGGUCUUCAUCUUACUGUCACCAGGAGAACAUCUGGACGUGUUUGACCUGAAGAAAUACUCUGCUUCAGAGGAGGUUCUUCUGAGGCUGCUGCCAGUGGUCAAAGCCUCCAAGAAAGUUGUACUGAGUGGCUGUAAUCUGUCAGAGAGAAGCUGUGGAGCUCUGUCCUCAGUCCUCAGCUCCCAGUCCUCCAGUGUGACAGAGCUGGACCUGAGUAACAACAACCUGCAGGAUUCAGGAGUGGAGAGUCUUUCUGCUGGACUGGAGAGUCCACACUGUAAACUGGAAGCUCUCAGACUUAAUAACUGUAAUCUGUCAGAGAGAAGCUGUGGAGCUCUGUCCUCAGUCCUCAGCUCCCAGUCCUCCAGUGUGACAGAGCUGGACCUGACCAACAACAACCUGCAGGAUUCAGGAGUGGAGAGUCUUUCUGCAGGACUGGAGAGUCCACACUGUAAACUGGAAGCUCUCAGGCUGUCAGGCUGUCUGGUCACAGAGGAAGGCUGUGCUUCUCUGGCCUCAGCUCUGAGCUUGAAGACCUCAAAUCUGAGAGAGCUGGACCUGAGCUACAACCAUCCAGGAGACUCAGGAGAGAAGAUGCUGAGAGCUAAAGUGGAGGAUCCACACUGUAGACUGGAAACUCUCAGGGUGACGCCUGCUGGAGUCCAAUGGUUGACACCAGGUCUGAGGAAGUAUUCCUGUCAACUCACAGUCGACACAAACACAGUAAACAGAAACCUCAAACUGUCUGACAACAACAGGAAGGUGACAUUAAUGGAGGAGGAUCAGUCAGACAGACCUGAUCAUCCAGACAGGUUUGACUACUGGAAACAGCUGCUGUGUAGAACUGGUCUGACUGGUCGCUGUUACUGGGAGGUGGAGUGGAGAGGAGAUGUUUAUCUAUCAGUGAGUCACAGAGGAAUCAGAAGGAAAGGAUACAGUGAUGACUGUUGGUUUGGAUCUAAUGAUCAGUCCUGGAGUCUGUUCUGCACUGAUCGUCAUGGUUACUCUGUCAUUCACAAUAACAGUCAAACAUCCAUCAGGUCCUCCUCAGUCUCUGACAGAGUUUCAGUUUAUGUGGACGUUCCUGCUGGAACUCUGUCCUUCUACAGAGUCUCCUCUGACUCUCUGAUCCACCUCCACACCUUCAGCACCACAUUCACUGAAACUCUCUAUCCUGGAUUUGGGGUCUACUGGUCCAGGUCUGGUUCCUCCUCAGUGUCUCUGUGCUGAGUUGAGUCUCCAGAGUCUCCUCCUGGUACAGAAACAGUGUUGAACAGAUAGUUGAGUCUCUCCAUGACUCUGUCCCUCACAAACAUGUUUUCACAUUCAUGGAUUAAAUGUGUUUCUUUGUCAAAUCCUUCUAAA